This is a messenger RNA of Oxyura jamaicensis (ruddy duck), 3078 nucleotides long. RefSeq names its product ras homolog family member V (gene RHOV). Bases 205 to 900 code for a protein of 231 amino acids. Gene Ontology annotation, molecular function: GTP binding; GTPase activity. NCBI's taxonomy places the organism in Eukaryota, Metazoa, Chordata, Aves, Anseriformes, Anatidae. The record is from RefSeq and is a predicted model, not a curated record. The transcript is spliced from 3 exons. Gene Ontology annotation, biological process: small GTPase-mediated signal transduction.
CUUAGGGAACGGGGCCGGGCCGCGGAGCGGUGCCGGCGGCAGGUGCGGAGCUGAGGAGCGGGGCGAGAGGCGACAGACAGGAGGCCAGAGAGAGGCAGGCGGCCCCGCACGGCAGCGCGCAGCCUCCCCCGGCCGGGCAUGGCAGCGGCCCCGCCGCGCCGCUGAGCCCCCGGUGCGCCCGGUGCCCCCGGUGCCCCCGGUGCCAUGCCCCCUCAGGAGCUGCUGGACUACCCGCCCGCCCUGCGGAGACACAGCCGGCCCCGAGGCAGCGGCCCGGAGCUGGGCAUCAAGUGCGUGCUGGUCGGCGAUGGAGCCGUGGGCAAGACCAGCCUGGUGGUCAGCUACACCACCAACGGCUACCCCGACGAGUACCAGCCCACCGCCCUUGACACCUUCUCAGUGCAGGUCCUGGUGGAUGGAGCUCCAGUCCGGAUCCAGCUGUGGGACACCGCUGGCCAGGAGGACUUUGACUGUUUGCGCUCGCUUUGUUACCCAGACACCGACGUCUUCCUUGUCUGCUUCAGUGUGGUAAAUCCAAGCUCAUUCCAAAACAUUACUGAGAAAUGGAUCCCUGAGAUACGAACUCACAACCCCCGGGCCCCAGUGCUGCUAGUGGGGACACAGGCAGACUUGCGGGAUGAUGUCAAUGUCCUCAUCAGCCUGGAUCGCUACCACGUGAAGCCUGUGCCCCGGCCUCAGGCAGAAGGUCUAGCAGAUAAAAUCCGCGCUGAAGCUUACCUGGAGUGCUCAGCACUGACCCAGAAGAACCUCAAAGAAGUGUUUGACAUGGCCAUUGUCAGCGGUGUUGAACACAAAGCACGGCAAGAAAAGAAGAUGACAGCCAAAGGCAUCAAAACUCUCUCCAAGUGCCGCUGGAAGAAGUUCUUCUGCUUUGUCUGAAGCGGCUUUGGGGGGGGGGGAAAGAAACAUGAUGCCAGUAUUGCUCCGCACCUUCUUGGAGUGACUGCUCCUGUGGUCCCAGUGAGGAGGAUAUGAUAAGCUGCUGGGCUUGGAAACCUGGCUCUUGCUGGGUUGUUCUAUGAGAUGCCUGGGAAACAUGAACUGCAUUUCAUAUGUGCCAGGAUGUGGAAUUGCCCAGGCAACUCUAAGUACCUGCUGGACACGUCUGUAGUGUCCCAGACUAAUGGGAGCCUUAAUAAACCAAGACUCAGUACUGCAGAACAGGCAGGUACCUUGCAUUGUUCAAAAUGGCCAUUUUUCUGUCUGAAACUAACACGCUUUCAGAGUCCUGACAGAGCGAGUAGGGCAGGGGCAGUUAUGAGCAACUGCAGUGUGGUCAAACACAGGCUGCUGAGUUUGUAAACUUGGGUUUCCUCCCUGAUUCUGCUUGUCAAAAUAGGUAGAAGUCACUUGGCUGUGAAAAAGCAGCAUUUUUUCUUAAAGGCCCUGUACUGUGAGUGCCCUUGAGGUUUUUCCUAAAUAAAGGCCUUUAGCUGGCUGACAAAAAAAUGCACUGCAUUGCUUCUUUAAGCAAAAUGAUCUCUGAAGAGGACUCUGGGCUCCAGUGAGUGCCAGUGCUGUAGCACCAUCUGAAGAGGCAGUCAUGAGCUUGGGACCUGUUUAAAAAAUCUCUCUGUGUGUGGUGAUCUGAGAGAAAGAACAGGUGAGGAGCAGUGAUGGGUGGGUCUGUCUGCCUAGCGCAGACCGAACUGUGUCAGUGAAGGGUUUGUAACGCUGCCAAGAGGUGAAAUGUAGAUGGGGACGUAAUGCGUGUAACGAAAGAGAGAGAAAAGGUAGAAAAGGAAGGGAAUUAAAGGGAAAAAAGAGAGAUGGAAGGAAGGAAGAUGGGGAAGGAAAGAAGAAUGAACAUUGUUGAAUGACAGCUGUGAUUCUAGUUAGUUGAGAGAUUUGGGGGCUCUUCUAGGAACUGGGAAAAUCUGCUAGUGAUCUCAGUUUCACAGUAAUAGUGUCCAUACAUUAACUUUUGAAUCAAAAGGAAGGGUUUGUAGGGAGAUAGUUCCUCUUGGUCAGUAAAAUUCUCUGUUGGAGCUCUAGACCAGAGAGCAGAAUUUACCAUUGUGAAGUUGCAGAACAAGGAAUGGAGGGCUCAGGGCUUUUUUGUCUUGUGCUUUCCUUUCUUAAAAAUCACUGCUUGAUCUGCUGAAACCAAAAGCAAGGGAAACCCAUGAAGUUCCUGAUAGAGAAAGACAUUUGCCGUGUUUGCUCCAUUGCCUGCUCCCCUGUUUCUUGGGGGAUUCAUUUCCCACUGAGUCUUAUUCACACUUCAUUGCAGAACUUGCAUUGAUUUUGAAAACUUCUCCCACAGAGACAUUUCGUUCUGGCUUAUGUAGCAGAGAGUAUGACAGGUUUGGCAAGCAAUGCUUUUAAUACUCAGGGGGUUCUCUGCAUCUGGCUAUGGCCAUCACUUUGGGGACGCUCUGGAAUAAUGUGAUGUAUGGGGAUUGUUUGCCCUGCACCAAAGUCCUGCAUACUUGGGACUGUUCAAGAACAAGUAUAAGUAAUGCAGUGUGGCUCUGGAUCCAAACAAAAGCCUGCGAACAUCUCUCACAACUGUCUCUUUUUGUGACACAGCUCACGUAGUCCCCUGGAUGUGACACAAGCCUGCUGUCUCCCUGGGUGGGCAAGUCUUCUUGCAGAGGGCUAAGGCCCACAACUGCGGAGCUGCUUGUAGGGUAAGGCUCAGAGACCUGAACAGACCAGUGUGUCAAAAUGAGCUGCGAGCUGGCAGGACUCCCCCACCUAAAUGCCCUCCGGGUCCAGUGAGGGGUCCUAAGAUGGAGAGUGCGAAGGCAGUAGCUAGAGCACCACAAAUUCAGUUUGUCUGGGUCAGUCUGUUGGGUCUUUACGCAUUUCUUGAACCUGUGAGACCAUGGGCUCUGGUAUGACCUGCUAAGGACUGUGCCAACCUUUUACAGAGCAAACCCACAGGUGCAAAGAAGAGCAGCUUCCCCUCAUGCUGGGUGGAGCAAGUGUUGUCCUGCAGUAACUUGGUAUAAAACAGGGAUUCUUUCAUUCUGGAAAAGAAACUGUACUGAGAGCUGCUUUCUUCCUUUGUGAUUGUGUCAAAUAUUUGUUCAAAUAAAUUUUUUUAACGUC